This is a messenger RNA of Amoebophrya sp. A120, 505 nucleotides long. NCBI's taxonomy places the organism in Eukaryota, Dinophyceae, Syndiniales, Amoebophryaceae. The record is from the annotation of a GenBank genome assembly.
UGCUGGUCGAGCGCGUUUUGAAGCCGUGGCAGGCACUGAGCCAGGGCUACGAGAUCCUCGUGGACGGCAAGCGCGGGAAGCACUGGGGCCUCGAUCUUCCCGUCGGCGGCGCGGGAAACCCGAAGAAAGUGCACGACGGGAAAGCAGGUUCGUAGCUCUCCUGGUGAACAAACCUGCGUUCUUCUUUAUGUAGCUCGAUUCUUGUAUACAUGCUUUUUUUUUUGGUUUUGUCCUUUCGACAGUCCGUUGUUUUUCGAUCGGAAGCAAGACGGUGGCACACAGUGAUGAAAUUUCACAAAAAUUUCAGGUUUUGUGGGCUUCAACGGAGAGCUGUUCCAACUGCUGCCCUCCGCGACUUACGAGGGGCUGUCCAUCGGGGCGCGGAGCCAAGGCUACCGUGGCGGCGCGGGGACGACCUUUACACUGCUGCGCGACGUGCUCGGGCGGUUGCCGCUGGUCAGCUGGGUACUCGGCAGCAGCGAGCUCGGUCCGGAGGACCCGAGCC